Messenger RNA from Perca fluviatilis (European perch), 3558 nucleotides. RefSeq names its product Tnf receptor-associated factor 2b (gene traf2b). The transcript has 10 exons. The coding region runs from base 1 to 1563 and encodes 520 amino acids. The record is from RefSeq and is a predicted model, not a curated record. Gene Ontology annotation, molecular function: zinc ion binding; tumor necrosis factor receptor binding; ubiquitin protein ligase binding. Gene Ontology annotation, cellular component: plasma membrane signaling receptor complex; cytoplasmic side of plasma membrane. Gene Ontology annotation, biological process: tumor necrosis factor-mediated signaling pathway; positive regulation of canonical NF-kappaB signal transduction; activation of NF-kappaB-inducing kinase activity. NCBI's taxonomy places the organism in Eukaryota, Metazoa, Chordata, Actinopteri, Perciformes, Percidae.
AUGGCCCGAAUCUCGUUGGACUGCACCAACUCUUUACCAGGGAUCCCCCUCAGUGUGCUGUCAGUGCCUAUGGAGAAUAAGUACAAAUGUCAGCAGUGUCUCCAGGUCCUGAGGAAGCCUGUCCAGGCUCAGUGCGGCCACCGCUUCUGUGUACACUGCUUCAAGCAGCUCACCAGUUCUGGGCCAAAGCCUUGCGAAGCCUGCCGCCAAGAGGAGAUAUAUGAGGAACCUAUUUCCAUCCUAAAUAGUAAUGAGGCAUUUCCAGACAAUGCAGCCGGCCGAGAAAUAGCAAGUCUGCCUGCCAGGUGUUUGAACCAGGGCUGUGAUUGGACAGGCUCAAUAAAAGAGUAUGAGGCUCAACAUGAAGGUCGUUGUGAAUUUGAGCGGAUACAGUGUGAGGCCUGCCAAAUCUCAAUCCUUCGUACAGACAAGGACAGACAUAAUGAGAGAGAAUGUGAAGCACGAACGCUCAACUGCAAAUACUGCAAAAUGACCUUCAACUUUAAAGACAUCAAGGCCCAUGAUGAGAUCUGUCUGAAGUUCCCCUUACAAUGCAAGGACUGUGGCAAGAAAAAAAUCCCAAGAGAAAAGUUCAAUGACCACAGCAAAUCCUGCGCCAAGUCAAAGAGUGCCUGUCCAUUCAGUGAUGUGGGCUGUAAAUCUGUGAUAGAUAAUGGGAAGCUCGCUGACCAUGAGCACAGCAGCACCAUGGAGCACUUGCGUCUGCUGCUGCCCAUGGUGCUGUCCAUGGCUAGGACGCGUGCCGAUGCUGCUGCUCACGGAGAGUGGCAGGAGGACUCUGGCCUGGGCCUGUACAGGGCUCCUGAGGAGGGGGUCACUAUGGGCUCUGGAGCUGCAGCCUCCAUGCAGUCUGUGGACGUGGACAAAAAGGUGAACGCUUUAGAAAACAUUGUGUGUGUCCUAAACCGAGAGGUGGAGCGCAGUUCGGUUACAUUGGAGGCUUUCUCACAUCAGCAUCGUUUAGACCAGGAAAAAAUUGAAAACCUCUCCAACAAAGUGCGUCAGCUAGAGCGGACAGUCACCAUGAGAGACUUGCAGCUGUCUGAAACUGAACAGCUGUUGCGAGAGCUCCAGUUCUGCACCUACGACGGGAUAUUUGUGUGGAAAAUCUCUGACUUCUCACGCCGCAGACAGGAUGCCGUGGCCGGUCGAACACCUGCAAUGUUCUCACCAGCAUUUUACUCCAGCAAAUAUGGCUACAAAAUGUGUCUGAGGCUUUAUUUGAACGGCGACGGGACGGGCAGAGGAACGCACCUUUCGCUGUUCUUUGUCGUCAUGAGGGGAAAGUGCGACGCUCUGCUCAAAUGGCCAUUCAGUCAGAAGGUGACUCUAAUGCUCUUGGAUCAGAACAACAGGGAGCACAUCAUCGAUGCUUUCCGCCCCGAUGUCACCUCCACCUCCUUUCAGCGGCCGAUCAGUGAGAUGAACAUCGCCAGUGGCUGCCCGCUCUUCUGUCCGCUGGCUAAACUGGCUGGCAAGAGCCCCUAUCUGAGAGAUGAUACCAUUUUCAUCAAAGCCAUCGUAGACCUCACAGGCUUGUAACUGGGGAAGCUGUGGAAGCUACACCAAAGCAUUUCUAAAAACAAACAAAUAAUUAUUCAUAAUAAUAAUAAUAAUAAUAAUAAUAUAUCUAUAUGAUAUUAUGGUAAUAUCUAUGAUAAUAUAUGAUAUACUAUGUGGCUAUGAUAUUACACAAUAUCAUAUCUACACUAUACAUGUAAUAAUGUGUCACGUUAUGACGGAUGUACAAGGGUGUGUAAAAUAACAAUCAUGGUAGUGGAUCUGUAAUGGUUAUAGGCAUCUAUCUUUAGUGAAGCAAUUACACUGAUUUACCUGUGCUUUAUAGAAGUUAAUAAUCAAUUAUUGUUAAUGUCUUGUAUAGUUAAGACUUUUGGCAGUACUUAGAUCACAUAAAAAGUUAGUAUUUCAGUAUGAAGCUGUAAGCAGGCGUUAAAACAGAGUUUUGAAUUUAGUAAAAUUAAGAGCAGCUGAGUUCAAAAUCUCCUUGAUGACAAACGGGUCUGUAAUCAGCUGUCUUUUUUUGGGGGCAUUUCAGCCUUUAAUGGAAAGAACAGCUAGACAUGAAAGGGGGGAGAGAGAGAGGGCAAUGACAUGCAGGAAAAUCAUCACAGGUUGUACUCAAACCCUGGACCUUCUGCGUCGAGGCAUACACCUCCUAAAUAUGUUCGCCUGCUCUACCAACUGAGCUAACCCGGCCACAAUCAGCUGUCAUCUUAAUGUGACCCUGUCAGCUUAUAACUAACCCUAAAGGCUUAUAACUAUUUGUAUCAAAUACCUUGUUUAUAGUAAUUAUAUUUUAUAUUAAUUAGAAUACACCUAAGUUACUAUUUUAUGACAUUUUAUAGACCAAUAAUCAAUUAUACAAUAAAAUAAUCAUCAUAUUAAUCAAUAUAGCUCUGCUAGAGAAAAUGAAUCCACUUUUAAACCAUAUAACCAUAUAAGCCAUUUGAUUCAUUUUGGUGAUCUAGCAAGCAGCAUAAACUGCAUAAACACAGCUAAGAUUAAGGUUAUAGUAUAGAAUGAGGUUUUUGAACUAUGAUAUAUCUACACGAAUCAUUGAUUUAUGUCAUCAAGUGAGGGUCAGCAUCACAAAUGGGCUUGGGUGAAAAAUAUCCAGAGAACCAGAUUACCCUUAUACUGUAUCUGAUGAUUUCCUGAAUAUGAAACUCUCAUCUUACAUGUGAAUGUGACAGCUUUCCCCUGUGGGCCACCAAAAGGCUCUAUGAUACUUUCCAAUGCGUUCCGCUGGUGUGAUGUCUCACAACCCACUUCAUGGACCGCUUUCAGUAACUGAAAAUAUACCUGUUGCAAAACCACAAGCUACUGUGUCACACUGGCUGUUUGUUGUUGGUGUAUUUUGUUUGCUCCUGUUAUGCUGUUGUCAUGAAUGUGGACAUGAUGUACUGUUCAACAUGCCCCAAAACAUUAUUUAUAAAAAUCUAUAAAGGGGAAUUUCUCUGUGAAAACAGCUGUGUAAGGUUUUCUGUGCUUCAGGAGGGAGUUUUGUAAGUUCUGAUCAAAACACAGUCUCUUGUGUCAUGGAGACAGCGGUGGGCUCAGGCUGUCUGAGGGCCAGGGGUGAAAAAAAAUAAAAAGGGCACCAGCUGCAUGCUGUGGGGCACCAGCAUGCAGAAAGUUUUCUAGCAUGAGGGUAGCCUAUAUGGCAUUGCAUCACAUUUUGUCCAUUUGAAGGCACCCAUUUUCUCUACUAAAAGGGCACUUUAUCAUGUUUUAUCUACCGAAGAGGUCACCAGUGCUUGGAGACUACAAAUCAGAACAAAGUCUGUUACAAACUGGGGCGUGGAGUUGCCAGACAGGGAGAGUCUAAUGAAAAGACUCUAUUGGUUGCAUCAUGGGAAAUAUAGGAUCCAGUGUUUUGCGAUUUUUUUACUCAUACUAGGGAUGAUAAUUCAGGAUGUUUCGGGCCUCUGUUGUAGCAAUUUUUACCAUUACUUUUUUAAAUCUGUCUCUUGCAAGUCCUCCAACUUUAUGGAAAUAAAAUACAAAAUUGCUGUA